This is a messenger RNA of Limulus polyphemus (Atlantic horseshoe crab), 398 nucleotides long. RefSeq names its product transcription factor 7-like 2. Gene Ontology annotation, biological process: canonical Wnt signaling pathway; regulation of transcription by RNA polymerase II. Gene Ontology annotation, cellular component: beta-catenin-TCF complex. NCBI's taxonomy places the organism in Eukaryota, Metazoa, Arthropoda, Merostomata, Xiphosura, Limulidae. The record is from RefSeq and is a predicted model, not a curated record. Gene Ontology annotation, molecular function: DNA-binding transcription factor activity, RNA polymerase II-specific; RNA polymerase II cis-regulatory region sequence-specific DNA binding. The annotation marks the transcript as partial. The transcript has 2 exons.
ACAUCUUCCAAACUACCUGCCAGACCAAAAAACUAUUUUAGUGAAGUGUAGCGAGUCCAAUGGUCCCACCAACCAUAGCAGUACAUCUCAGCAACGGGAAUCUGAGAAAAAGAAGUUAAAUCACAUCAAGAAACCUCUUAAUGCAUUUAUGCUCUACAUGAAAGAGAUGCGUGCCAAGGUUGUCGCAGAAUGUACGUUGAAAGAAAGUGCAGCCAUUAACCAAAUACUAGGAAGGAGGUGGCACAGCUUGUCACGAGAUGAACAAGCUAAGUACUACGAACUGGCACGGAAGGAGCGUCAAAUACACAUGCAGAUGUACCCCGGGUGGUCUGCUCGAGACAACUAUGCACUAAAUAAGAAGAAAAAGAAAAGAAAAAAGGACAAAAAUGCCGAAGGAG